Molecule: messenger RNA, 591 nt
Organism: Heterobasidion irregulare TC 32-1
Lineage: Eukaryota; Fungi; Basidiomycota; Agaricomycetes; Russulales; Bondarzewiaceae
Exons: 5
Biological process (GO): maturation of SSU-rRNA
Molecular function (GO): rRNA small subunit aminocarboxypropyltransferase activity
Source: RefSeq, a predicted model, not a curated record
GUGCCUGUCGCAAUGUGGGACUUCGACCAUUGUGAUCCUCGGCGGUGUUCUGGAAAGAAAUUGGCACGGCUGGGUCUCAUCGACGAACUCAGAGUCGGCAGCCGAUUCCGCGGCAUCGUUCUCUCGCCGAAAGGCACUCAAGUUGUCAGCCCCGCCGACAGAGACACAAUUCUCAAGGCGGGCCUUGCAGUUGUUGAAUGCUCAUGGGCACGACUAGACGAUGUGCCGUUCGGAAAAAUCGCCAGCCCACAUGAGCGCUUGCUUCCAUACCUCAUCGCCACGAACCCGACGAACUAUGGCAAGCCGUGGAGGCUUAAUUGUGUUGAAGCUCUCGCGGCUGCCUUUUAUCUGACAGGAUUCGACUCCUACGCCGAGCGCCUGCUUGAUGGAUUUGGAUGGGGCAGCGCAUUCUGGAAGGUCAACCGGACAUACAUUGAGCGUUAUCGGAGUUGUGCCAACGCUGAUGAAGUUAGUGCCAUGCAGCAAACAAUCUUAGAGGAGUCUGAGGCUAGCUAUGAGCAGUCACGAAGAGGUAAUUAUUUCAAUAUGUUCCCUAUCGGUCGAUGUACCAAUCUUGGCUCCUGCAGAUAA